This is a messenger RNA of Spodoptera frugiperda (fall armyworm), 1687 nucleotides long. RefSeq names its product proton-coupled amino acid transporter-like protein CG1139. Lineage: Eukaryota; Metazoa; Arthropoda; Insecta; Lepidoptera; Noctuidae. The transcript has 8 exons. Gene Ontology annotation, cellular component: vacuolar membrane. The coding region runs from base 158 to 1444 and encodes 428 amino acids. Gene Ontology annotation, molecular function: amino acid transmembrane transporter activity. Gene Ontology annotation, biological process: amino acid transmembrane transport. The record is from RefSeq and is a predicted model, not a curated record.
UUGACAUUGUGCGUUGUUUUAUUAUAUCAAUAAUAAAGUGACUUUAUACUCAUUAUUAUAUACAAAAUUUUAUUGAUGUGAAGCAAAAUAUUAUAAUUUUAGAACAUUUGCUGAUUCGCAGGCUCGUCUAAGCAAGAGUACGCGAGGUGGGGCCACGAUGUUUACUUCUUCUGCGCGGAGCGAAGACUAUGACCCGCACCGUCAUCGAAAUGUUGAAAAACCCACCUCGUACGCGGAGACCAUGACGCAUAUGGUGAAAGGCUGUGUCGGCGCUGGCUUGCUGGCGAUGCCCAACGCCUUCUACCGCCUGGGUCUAAUAAUUGGCAGUAUCGGUGUUAUAUUCUUAGGAGUCUUUGCUACAUACUGUAUACAAAUUCUGAUCAUUGGGCAGUACAUAAUCUGCAAGAAGCACAAAGUGGGCUACAUGUCGUAUCCUAUGAGUAUGAGGCUGGCACUGCAGAGUGGCCCUCCGUCGAUGCGCUGGUCUGCCAACUUAUUUGCCGUAGCUGUGGACGCAUUUCUCAUUAUUUGGCAAAUAGGAGUUUGCGCUAUAUUUUUGGUGUUUGUCGCUGAAAAUUUAAAACAGUUCAUAGAAUUUUGCGGAGGCAGCAUGCCAGUGAGGUUGAUUAUCUUGUGUUUGUAUCCUGUCCUGGUGAUGAUAUGUCUGAUAAAGGAUUUAAAACUGUUGGCGCCACUAUCUACAUUUUCCAAUCUUUGCAAUGCCGUCGGGCUAGUUCUUAUAUUUUUUUACUUGGCACAAGGAAGUCUCGUCUUCAAAGAAUCCAUGUUGGAGAUGCAAUCAUUAGUUGACAUCCCCGUGUUCAUUGGUAUAGUGCUGUAUGCGCUGGAGGCCGUGGGAGUGGUUCUGGCGCUCGAGCGCAACAUGGAGAAUCCGAAGGAUUUCACGGGAUUAUUUGGACUUUUCAGCAUCGGUAUGGCUAUUAUUGUCGUCAUGUACAUGAUUCUGGGCAUUUUUGGAUACAUCAAGUACGGAGAUGAAAUUAAAGCAUCCAUUACGCUCAAUCUGCCGCAAAAAGAGAAGAAGGCGCAAGCAGCUAAGUUAGCAUUUGCUGCAACAAUAUUCACAUCAUUUCCUCUACAAAACUUUGUGGCUUGGCAAAUCCUCUGGGGAAUACUGCAAAAGAAGUACCCAUCAUCCGCGAUGGACUAUGGACUUCGUGUGGGGUGUGCCACAAUUCCAUUUGCAAUGGCGGUCGCGGCGCCCUCGCUUGGCCCGUUCAUUGGACUGAUUGGGUCACUCUGCCUGUCUACUGCGGCGAUCAUGUUCCCAGCCAUUAUCGACAUCUGUGUAUUCUACCCCGACCAGUACGGCCCUGCUAAAUACAAAUUGUUCUCGGAUAUCUUCAUCAUAAUAUUUGGUAUCUUCUGUUGUUUCUCUGGCGUUUACACCAGCCUACUUGAAAUGGUUGACAGCCUGAGCUAAGCAUUAUAACAGUAGAUUCACAUAACUUAUGUACAAUCAAGGGUAUAACGCACACUGGGCUGCCUGAUGUUGGAGUCCGUUGGAUUUUUCUACAUUGUAAGUCCAGUCCAACUAUGAUUUGGCACUACACGGCGAAAAUAAUUCCCGAAAGCAUCCACCAGAAUCACAAUGAGAACGUUCACAAUCUUUGAUUUUAUUUUUAAAUUAAAAUAUUAUAUUAAUAUAUGUUUACUAGUUUUAUUA